Messenger RNA from Saccoglossus kowalevskii, 3971 nucleotides. It is a transcript of the gene delta, whose product is annotated as delta protein. Gene Ontology annotation, cellular component: plasma membrane; protein-containing complex. Gene Ontology annotation, molecular function: calcium ion binding. Gene Ontology annotation, biological process: Notch signaling pathway; multicellular organism development; establishment or maintenance of epithelial cell apical/basal polarity. NCBI's taxonomy places the organism in Eukaryota, Metazoa, Hemichordata, Enteropneusta, Harrimaniidae. The record is from RefSeq and is marked provisional.
GACAAGGUGAUCCUCUCGCGCUUCCAUGAUUUGUUUUAGUGCUGGACACUAUCUCGUGUAGACAGGCAUACGUUGACUGACGUAGGCCAUAGGGAAGACACGUGUACAGACUGUUAAACAGGGGCGGACAUUUGAACUUUUUCACUGGAUUUUCUUACAUGAAUAGUAAGCCGAAGUGGAUUAUCAUAACUGUGAAAGAAAAAGUUGGGAGCUUCGCGCCAAGGAUUUACCGGCAUCGCUCUGCCGUAGUCGUAGUAUUGCAGUGACACUGCCACACUCCGUCUGUGCAAUUCAGCGGCUGUCAUUCAACUUUGGUGGGCGGAGUCCAGGGACAAAGACGAUUGCGAGGCUGGAAUAUCGACAGCAGCGAAGAGAACAUAUAGCGAACCGCGAACAAUAACAACCAUGGGUGGCUUGGUUGUGUCGCGGAGUUCAGGCCAAUUUUUUGCAGUAUGUCUGCUGACAGUUUUAACACAGGUUUCGUGUUCGGGUAUUUUUCAACUCCGGUUGGCAUCAUUCUCAAAUGACCAAGGAAGGAACGUAAGCGGUCAGUGUUGCAGUGUAUCGUCAACAUCUUCCGAUACUUGUGGAUCACCAUGCAGGACAUUUUUCAGAGUUUGCUUAAAACACUACCAGGCCCACGUAUCGACCGAUGAUGAUUGCAUUUACGGUGAAGUAGAGACACCAAUUUUGGGCAACAAUACGUUCGAAAUUCCUCUAUCGGACAUGGAAACGUUUAUUAACCCAAUUAGGCUGCCUUUCACUUUCCGAUGGCCGGGUACUUUUUCGCUCGUCAUUGAGGCAUUUCACAGCGUGGAGGUCGGUCCCAAUGGUUUUCCAUACCCAGGGAGCCCCCGCAGCCUAAUUGCAAGGUUAGCAACCCAACGCUUUGCUGCAGUGGGAUUCGAAUGGAACACAGAAGUAUACAGUAGUGAAGACACAGACUCAGAAUUGCAUUAUUCGUACAGGAUUGUCUGCGAUGAACAUUAUUUUGGUGAGGAAUGUUCCGAUUUCUGUAGACCUCGCGAUGAUAAUCUCGGCCAUUAUACGUGCGAUGCCUUUGGAAAUAAAGUGUGCUUGCCAGGAUGGGGCGGCGAUUCUGUCGAAGAAUAUUGUUCAGUUCCAAUAUGUAAGGAGGGCUGCCACGAACAACAUGGUUCUUGCGAUUCACCCGGAGAAUGCACAUGCAUGUUUGGCUAUGAAGGAGAGUACUGUGACGAGUGCAUUGUGUAUCCCGGAUGUCAACACGGGUAUUGCACUCAACCUUACGUGUGCAUUUGCUAUGAAGGCUGGGGUGGACAACUAUGUAACCAGGAUCUAGCGUUUUGUACUCAUCAUAAACCGUGCAAAAACGGAGGCACUUGUAGCAAUGGAAAUUCCGGUGGUAAUCUGUACACGUGCACCUGUCCACCUGGAUUCACGGGGACUGACUGUGAAGUAGAAAUUGACGAUUGUAUUGAUAACCCUUGCCAAAACGGAGGUGUAUGCAACGAUCUCAUUAAUAACUACGCAUGCCAAUGCCCACCUGCCUUCACUGGUGUCCACUGCGAGAUACUGAUAGAGAGUUGCAGUGAACACCCCUGUCAAAACGGAGCUACUUGUGUUGAGAACGGCGCGGACUUCAUCUGCACGUGCUCUGAUGGAUACACAGGUCAUAGAUGCGAACAAGAAAUAGACUACUGCUCAUCAGAGCCAUGUCAAAAUGGUGCCACGUGUAUUAUUGAUCAGCAAUCUGGUUUUAUCUGCCAAUGUGCCCCUGGAUUCGAAGGAACUGCCUGUGAAAACCAGUUAGAAUUUUGCGAUCCAGAUCCUUGCCAGAACGGAGCCACAUGCCACAAUGGACCGUACAAUUUCUACUGUGAUUGCGUUCCUGGAUAUAUUGGAGAUUUGUGCGAGAAUGACUUUGACGAGUGCUUAUUAUUGCCCUGUUCGAAUGGAGGUACUUGUUCUGACUUGGUUAACAACUUCCACUGUGAAUGUCCUGCUGGUUUCACUGGAAAGGACUGCUCCGUGGCCGUAGAUCUUUGUCAAAGUAACCCCUGCCACAACGGAGGUAUUUGCGCCAAUCACAUCAAUGGAUACGUCUGUGCUUGUUCUGAGGGAUUCUACGGACGCGAUUGCGAAAGGUUAACUUCGGAGGAACUACUCACUACGGCUGUCUUAAUUGAUGAAAUUCGCACCACUCCUUCAGAUCAGGAAAUUAUUACUACAACUGUUUCACCGAGCACUGUGACUGUCGCAGCACCUGUGUCUACUACUACUGCUGCAAAUGCUGCCGUCGGGGUGGGAGAGCAUAGCAUCACCGUAAUGUCGCUGACAACUCUUGCUUCAACUGAGGGUGUGGCUGUAGAAUCUGGGGAAAGCAGAUCCUCAACACCCACCGAGGUCUACCUGAUUGUGGUAAUAGCGGCCGUCGCGAUCAUCGUCCCUGCCAUAAUUCUGUUCGUUAUUUGUCUAGUCUACAGGCAGAGAACGAGGAGGAACAGUAGCAAGAGGGAGGAUUCGGAAUCUCCAGAGAUGAACAACCGCAUUUGUGAACGCGACUUAAAGGCGAUGAAAAGCAAGGAGAUUGACAUCUCGCCACCUUCCUCCAUAAGUGUUAAAGUGUGCAAUGAGGAGAGUAACAGUCUGAAAAAGACGAACAGAGACCUUAAAAAAUUAAAGGAGUUUGAGAAUGACUUUAAGGCCGAGAAGGCCCUGCAGCAAAAUGCACAGCUGUUCAGCCAAGAACUAUCGAUGAAGUGUAACCAGAGGGUUGCAAAACCUAUGAAUAGCGAAGACUGUGUCAGCAGUACUAGUUUUAGUAGCAGUGCAAAAGACUAUAAAAGCUCCAAGAGGAAAGAAUUGGAGCAACCCUAUCAUUUAAAAGACUGUGAAAAAAUUGUGCAUUGUGCGGCCGAUUCAGUGGACUCUGUUCAUUAUAAAAUUACCAAUACAGUUAGGCACUGUACCAGCAGCUACGGAGAGAAAACGCCACAAAAUAGCGAUUGCUUUGAAAAUCCAUGUCCAAGAAAAGGCUAUCCUAUGUCAAGCAGCUGUAAUACACUGUAUCUUAGCGACGAGAGUCUGUCGCCAAAAGCAACAGAGGUUUAAAUAACUCGCAAUAGCUCCGUUGCUAUGCAGUUGCUAAGGUCCGCGGAGAGUUACUGUAGGAGACUUGUAGAGCUGAACAUCGCACAAGAAAUACCGAGAUGGCCGUGCCUUUCCUAGAAUAUGCUUAAUCACAUUCCAUGAACCUUGUAUUAUUUUGUGAAUGCUUGUGAACAGAGUUGGCUAAAAGCUGCCAUUUGUUUUUGUUUUGUUUUUGUUUUCUGCUUUAGUAAAGAGACACUGUCGUGACCAAUUCAUCAUUACAUUACUGCCAUGGUGUAAAUCAGCCUUAAGUUGCUACAAUUUUUUUUUUCUAUGAAAUUUGGAGAAAAAAUUACAGUAAAAUUAAAAAUAUUGACUGAGCAAUAACUAUUUCAAGAGUACAAAAUUGACUAAGAUAUUUUAUAUAUUUUUAUGAGUUGUAAAUUUUAAAAAUUGGUUGCUUUAAUACAGAAUUAGUACAAAAUUGAAAAAAAAUAAUAUAUUGAAUGACGUCAUAAAUACCUAAUUGUAGACCACUCUUUGGGUCUACAUCGUUCUGUAUCCAUAGUAACGUCUGUAAACUGGGUUACAAAAUUCUUUUUUACAAAUAAUGAAUGCAUUUCUCUCCAAGGGACCUAUUACACUAUUUUAUAAUAUUACAUUUAACAGAAAACCACAUUGGAUUAGAUUGAAUUAGACGUAUAUAAAUCCGUUACUAGAGUCUAGUAUUAGAAUCCUGUAAAUCUUGAUUUUUUUUUGUAGAGCAACGUCUUUUUUUGUCUGUACAUACUGUGUAUAAAAUGCAUUGAGGUGUAUAUAUAUAAACAUUCUAUAUAAUAUUGCAUAUGUUGGUACUAUGCCACUUAUUCAUUGUUAAUAAUAAAAACGUCAGAAUUUGA